Saccostrea cuccullata (small rock oyster) is the source of this 2647-nucleotide messenger RNA. RefSeq names its product L-sorbose 1-dehydrogenase-like. The record is from RefSeq and is a predicted model, not a curated record. Bases 325 to 2106 code for a protein of 593 amino acids. Lineage: Eukaryota; Metazoa; Mollusca; Bivalvia; Ostreida; Ostreidae. Gene Ontology annotation, molecular function: flavin adenine dinucleotide binding; oxidoreductase activity, acting on CH-OH group of donors. The transcript has 12 exons.
AUCCAGAUGGGCUUUAAGAUUUUUAAUUUUGAAAUAUGAUUGAUUUUUGCGUUUGUGUGUACCUAUAUAUUAUCGGUCCCAGGCCGCCGCAGGUAGACAAAAUAUUCGUCAUAGUAAUUAGUGCAUAAAUUAAGUUCCCUCGAUUCCGUUCUAAAGACUGGCACGAAUGUGAAAUAGAGAGCUCUAAUACCUUAGUGGGAAUUAAUCACAGAAUUCUAGUGAAAAAGGUUAGCCAAAAAAAUUGAACCAUAAAUUUCUUGUGGAUCCUUAAUAUGUCCAGUAUCUGAAUCCAGAUUCGACAGGUGUCUUGAGAAUUCCUUAACAAUGAAGAAAUCCAGCGUGUUUGUACUUUCCUUGGUGUUUUUGGUCAAUGUUUUUAGACGACUACAUUCGUACGAGUGUCCCGAGUACAUGCGCCGCCGAUACGACUUUAUUGUAGUCGGAUCUGGAUCUGCCGGCACCGUUCUCGCCGCGCGACUCUCGGAAAAUCCGGACCACCGCGUUCUCCUGGUGGAGGCCGGGGAGUCUGACAGGGAGAGGAAGGAAACUCCUUAUAUGGACAUCCCAGCUCUCUACCCCCUGCUGGUCAAUUCUAGUGUGGACUGGGGUUAUUACAGCGUACCACAGAAACACGCGGGAUAUGCCUACAAUAACAGGCAAUUUCCUCUCCCUCAAGGAAAAGUAAGUGGAGGGACAUUCAGUAUCAACAAAAUGAUUUAUCAGCGAGGAAGUCGUCAUAUCUAUGAUUAUUGGGCAUCAUCCGGGGCUUCAGGCUGGAGCUUCCGGGAAAUUCUGAAGUACUUCCGGCGGUCCGAGGAUAUCGCGGUUCCUGAGCUAGCUAGAUCAACAUACCACGAGAGAUGUGGAAACCUUCGUGUUUCCCGAUUACCCCCAAGUCCCUUCCUUAACACUUAUCUGAAUGCCGCCAACACCAUAGGAUACAAAACCAUCAACUGCAACGAGGGAGCAGAUAUUGGUGUAUGCAGGAUACACACGAACAUUAAGUUUGGUGAGCGAUGGAAUACAUUGAAGGGAUUCAUCAGACCUGCUCUGGGGAGAAGGAAUCUUGAUAUGGUCACAGAUGCUCAUGUCUCAAAGGUAUUGAUUUCUGACAGAAGAGCUAAAGGAAUAGAGUUCAUCCACCGAGGAAUUUCCUUCAGUGUACAGACAGAUAAGGAAGUGAUCCUAGCGGCCGGAACUUAUGGAUCACCGGCAAUACUGAUCCGUUCCGGUAUCGGAUCCACUUCAGUGAUCAAUAUGUUACAGGUACCACCCAUCUCUUUGGUACCAGUCGGGGAAUCUCUUCAAGACCAUCCUACGGUCAGUCUUAGAGUUCUUGUUCAGCAACCAACCAUCAAGCCACACGCUAUAGCUGAUCAGGUGAAGAACAACCAGUAUCUGUUUCAGAGAACAGGAAUGCUAGCAGAACUUCGUGGAACUGAGGCUCUUUUGACCUUCCAAUCUGACCCGACCUCUAUCAUCGCUUAUCCCGACCUUCAGAUAACCUUUACAAGUUCCCUAGGUGACCAUGACCCAAUGAUUGACUAUGUAGGAAAUAAAAAUGUCUCUUUUAUAAAAUCUUGGUACUCCUUGGCGAGGGGCAGAGAUGGAAUAACCCUCAACAUCAAACUGUUGCACCCUUCCAGUAGGGGGACUUUAACAUUGAAUAGUUUGGACCCCAAGGUUCCCCCCGUCAUCGACCCGGCCUAUUUAUCAUCUCCUGGUGAUAUCAGAGUGUUAAUAAAAGGAAUCAGGAAAGCCCAGGCACUGAUACAAACGCCCGAGUUUCAGGAAAUGAAAGCUUCUUUAGGUCCUUCGUUUUCGGGUUGUCUACAUCAUGCACGUAACUCUGAUGCCUACUGGGAUUGUUAUAUACGUCACUUCAUGGAACCAGGACACAACGCUGUCUCAACAAAUAAAAUGGGUUCCGUCAACGACGGUUCAACAGUUGUUGGUCCAGAUUUAAAAGUAAAGGGCGUAAGUGGUCUACGUGUUGCUGACGCAUCCGUUAUACCAGAAAUAACAGACUAUACAAACGCAGCGACGAUCAUGAUAGCAGAGAAAGCUGCCGACCUGAUCAAAAGUGAUAUUAACCAGCCACUGUAGAAUCAAAAGUGAUAUCAAUUAGUACUAGUUAGUGACAACAAAAGGGGAAGGAUAGAAUGAAAUUACUUAAACAUACUAUGUAGAUAAAUCACAUGUGUUUUCUAGUGCAUUUUAACUUUCAUUCAAUCUCAUGUUUACAUUUCUGCUCUAUUAUUUGUACUCAUACUUUAAUCUUACAAAAUUCAAAAUUUAAAAAGGGAUAUAAUAUGUAAUAUUAAUCUUAUUCAGUUAUAGGUUUGUAAGUAUUUCACAUGUAUGUAUUUUUAUAAUCAAAUACAGUUACUGUGUAACUAAGUAUUGAGUCUCAAAUUAUCAUCGUAGGUGUAUCUUCUCAUGGACUUUCCCUUUUUCAAAAUUUCAAAUGAGACUAAUAUGCUUUUUAAAAAAAAUUUACGGUAUAUGAGUGACACAGUUUUGUGAAAUUGUGAAAUACAUUUUGUACUAUGAUUCAAGCCAUGUAUACAAAUCAUUGAAUCAUGAAAAAAUUGAUAAUCUUUUGUUUAGAAUACAUAUUGAAAUAAAUUAAACAUAUGAACUUGAA